Messenger RNA from Ooceraea biroi (clonal raider ant), 1499 nucleotides. RefSeq names its product 26S proteasome regulatory subunit Rpt2 (gene Rpt2). Gene Ontology annotation, molecular function: ATP hydrolysis activity; ATP binding. The record is from RefSeq and is a predicted model, not a curated record. Lineage: Eukaryota; Metazoa; Arthropoda; Insecta; Hymenoptera; Formicidae.
UCUUCUCUUAUCGACUGCAUCAACAUCGUAUAAACGUACGUACAAACGAAUCUUGGCGAAUGACUUCGCCGUUUCGUGUAGCGGUCGAACGUUGACGGAAAAUGGGUCAAAACCAAUCUGGUACUGGCGGCAGUGGUGGAGACAAGAAGGAUGACAAGGACAAGAAGAAGAAAUAUGAGCCACCAAUUCCCACGAGAGUGGGCAAAAAGAAGAGACGUACCAAAGGUCCCGAUGCAGCUUUAAAAUUGCCUCAAGUGACUCCCCAUACGCGUUGCAGACUGAAACUUUUAAAGCUCGAGCGCAUCAAAGAUUAUCUACUGAUGGAGGAGGAAUUUAUUAGAAAUCAAGAACGUCUGAAGCCGCAAGAGGAGAAAAACGAGGAGGAGAGAUCGAAAGUGGACGAUCUCCGUGGAACACCAAUGUCCGUUGGAACAUUGGAAGAGAUUAUCGACGACAAUCAUGCAAUCGUGUCCACCUCGGUUGGCUCCGAGCAUUACGUGUCCAUUUUAUCAUUCGUCGACAAAGAUCAAUUAGAACCUGGAUGUUCCGUAUUGCUGAAUCACAAAGUCCACGCUGUCGUUGGUGUCUUGGGUGAUGACACAGAUCCUAUGGUCACGGUGAUGAAGCUUGAGAAGGCUCCUCAGGAGACUUAUACCGAUAUUGGAGGUCUCGAUACACAGAUUCAGGAGAUUAAAGAAUCUGUAGAGUUGCCCUUAACUCAUCCAGAAUAUUACGAGGAAAUGGGUAUUAAGCCUCCGAAGGGUGUAAUACUUUACGGACCACCUGGAACGGGGAAAACACUGCUCGCCAAAGCCGUGGCUAAUCAAACAUCGGCUACAUUCUUGAGAGUCGUUGGUUCCGAGCUUAUACAGAAAUACUUGGGUGAUGGCCCGAAACUGGUGAGAGAACUCUUCCGAGUUGCCGAGGAACAUGCUCCCUCUAUCGUUUUUAUCGACGAGAUAGAUGCGGUAGGAACAAAGAGAUACGACAGCAACAGUGGUGGCGAAAGAGAAAUUCAAAGGACCAUGCUGGAGUUGCUGAAUCAACUCGAUGGUUUCGAUAGCAGAGGUGACGUGAAAGUGGUUAUGGCUACCAACAGAAUAGAAACUUUGGAUCCUGCUUUGAUCAGACCCGGUCGUAUCGAUAGAAAAAUAGAGUUCCCAUUGCCGGACGAGAAAACUAAACGAAGAAUUUUCAAUAUUCAUACCAGCAGGAUGACUUUGGCGCCUGACGUGAAUCUUGCAGAAUUAAUCAUGGCAAAAGAUGAUCUUUCUGGUGCAGAUAUCAAGGCAAUAUGCACCGAGGCUGGUUUAAUGGCUCUGCGCGAACGACGCAUGAAAGUUACCAGCGACGACUUUAAAAAGUCCAAGGAGAGCGUAUUAUAUCGAAAGAAAGAAGGCUCUCCCGAAGGAUUAUAUUUAUAAAGAAAUUCGUCAUCGAUACUCUCUGUACGAUUAAAUCACAGAAUUAUCGAAGCAUGUCAAUAAAAAUUUCUACAG